CAAUGACGACGGAGGAGAGAGCAGUACUCCGUACCUUCCUGCCCGUUUAUUACUCCUUGGCCAGCCACAUUUCUGUCUGUUUGCGUAUCACCUUCAAUCGCAGCACAAUUUCUUCUUUUUUCUUCAGGAAUAUCGUCAGGAAAAUCUCCGCUCUAAGAAAGAAAAAAAAAAAUGGCAUCAAAAACAUCACAAUCGGAACUCCCGACCUUCUCACCAGUCGACUAUGGAAAGUUCUUUGGCGCAGGCGCUCUCGCGGCGACCCUCACCCACGGUGCCGCGACACCAAUCGACGUCGUCAAGACGCGAAUCCAAGUCGACGACGCAAUGAAGGGCCUCAACAUGAUCAACGCAGGCCGCACAAUCGUCGCAAAAGAAGGCGCCUCCGCCCUCCUCACCGGCUUCGGCCCCACCGCCGUCGGCUACCUCGUCCAGGGCGGCGGUAAAUUCGCCGGCUACGAGUUCUUCAAGAAGCAAUUCAUCACCCUCGCCGGCGGUCCCGAUAAGGCCGUCGACAAGCGUACCGCAAUCUACCUCGGCGCUUCCGCCACCGCCGAAUUCUUUGCCGAUAUCCUGCUGUGCCCGCUUGAGGCGACGCGUAUUCGUCUUGUUUCCCAGCGCGGCUUCGCGACGGGCUUGGGGUCCGGGUUUAUGCGUCUUGCGCGCGAGGAAGGGUUCAAGGGGUUCUAUUCUGGCUUUGUGCCGUUGCUGUUUAAGCAGGUGCCGUACGCCAUUGGCCAGUUCUCUGUGCAUGAGGCUGCUGUCGAGGUGAUUUACCGGUCCAUGGGACCUGAGAGGAAGGCCAAGAUGACGCAGCUGCAGUCUACUGGUGUGGAGCUUGCGUCUGGUGUCGUUGCUGGUGUAGCGGCCGCUGUGCUCUCGCAUCCUGCCGAUACGCUGCUCUCUGCCAUCAACAAGGGUGCAGGCGACCCGAAGCAGGGCGCCACGAGCCGCAUGUUCCAGCUUGCCAAGGAGUUUGGCCCCAAGAGGCUGCUUCUUACCGGCCUGGGACCCCGUAUCGUCAUGACGUGCGGUCUGGUUGCUGGUCAAUUCGUCAUUUACGCGCAGUGCAAGACGUUGGUUGGCGCGCCUGCGGGUAUUGAGAUUCACAAGGAGGAGUCUUUGUAAGAAAAAGUCUAGAAAGAUCUAAAGUGUCAAGAGGAUAGACAGACUUUAGGUAUUGGCUGGCGUUUGGGUGCAUUGGUUCUGGCCGGUUAGAGCGCGUAGAUGAGCGACUGCUUAACUAUUUACACUUCAUUAAUCA
Molecule: messenger RNA, 1261 nt
Organism: Colletotrichum godetiae
Lineage: Eukaryota; Fungi; Ascomycota; Sordariomycetes; Glomerellales; Glomerellaceae
Product: mitochondrial carrier domain-containing protein
Exons: 2
Coding region: 172-1125 (317 amino acids)
Biological process (GO): mitochondrial phosphate ion transmembrane transport
Cellular component (GO): mitochondrial inner membrane
Molecular function (GO): phosphate transmembrane transporter activity
Source: RefSeq, a predicted model, not a curated record